This is a messenger RNA of Cololabis saira (Pacific saury), 1978 nucleotides long. RefSeq names its product fibroblast growth factor binding protein 1b (gene fgfbp1b). Gene Ontology annotation, molecular function: growth factor binding. Bases 26 to 682 code for a protein of 218 amino acids. Lineage: Eukaryota; Metazoa; Chordata; Actinopteri; Beloniformes; Belonidae. Gene Ontology annotation, biological process: cell-cell signaling. The transcript has a single exon. The record is from RefSeq and is a predicted model, not a curated record.
AAAGACGUGUGUACUCUAAGAGGAGAUGUUGCUGCUGAAGGGUCUGUCCUCCUGGUUGCUGGUGGUUUUCCUGCAGCAGCAGGUCUCUCUGGUCUCCGGGAGAGCGCAGCGGAGCGGCAGCAGGAGCGGCCGCAGGAGCGCGGCCUCCGGCCGGGGGAAGUUCCCCAGCGGGUCCAUGCAGUGCGCCUGGAGCGCGCAGGAGGUCGGAGACGCGGUGACGCUGCGGGUCACCUGCGAGGACGCAGAGGCCAGGGUCAAGGGCGGAAUCACCGACCUGGCCUGCAAUUACGUGGGCAAACCCCAGAGCUGCCCGGGUUACCGCUCCGACCCCAAGGGCUUCUGGAAACAAGCGGGCCGCGCACUGAAGAAGCUGCAGGGCAGAGUGUGCCGGGACGAGCGCGCUCUCGUCAAGGCCGGCAUGUGCAAGCAGGCGCCAAAGGAUGCGCACUUCAAGCUGGACGUCUCCACUUCGGUCAUUGGAGCUCAGUCCGGAGUUCUGGAGCCGAGACCGGAGCUGCAGCGUCCCACCGCGUCCAACCCGCCCGCGAGACCCGCGUCCAGCCGGCCGACGGCCUGCUCCAAGCCCGCGGACCACCGCAGGACCGCGGGGGAGUACUGCAGCAGCUCCUGGGCCAGCGUGUGCACCUUCUUCCUGUCCAUGCUGCAGAGCGACGACUGCUAGCUCAGGCAGACAACAGCUCUGAUUGAUGUGGAAUCAAGCAGAGUUUGUGUAUUUAACACACGUGAACGUGGUUAUCUCCAACUAUGCAAAAACUCAAAAUCUUACCAGGAAUAUUUGUCUUAUUUCUAGUUAAAAUGUUUCAUUUUUAGUCAAAAAAUCUCAUUACACUUAAAACAAGAGUCAUUACCAGAAAAAUAACUUGUUAUUUGACCAUUUUCACCUGUUUCAAGUACAUUUUCACUUGAAAUAAGUAGAAAAAUCUGCCAGUGGGACAAGAUUUAUCUUCUCAUUAAAAAAUCUUGUUCCACUGGCAGAUUUUUCUACUUAUUUUAAGUGAAAAUCUACUUGAAACCGAUGAACAUUGUUGUUUUUUUCCAGUGAUGAGUCUUGUUUGAAGUGUAAUGAGAUUUUUUUGACUAAAAAUUAGACAUUUUAACUAGAAAUAAGACAAAUAUUCUUGUUAAGAUUUUGAGUUUUUGCAGUGUAUCACGUGCGCCCAUAUUAAUAUAUUACACUACUGUGCUCAGAUGUGCUUAUUUAUCAGAAGGGUGUCGUGUCUCAGCAAAUCUGAACUGAAAAUUAUUUUUAUUUUCCUUCAAAUGUAGUAAUUUAUGGGCGGUGGCCUAGUUCAAUAAUUACAAGGAAACCAGUUGUACCUGAGCAGUUAUACUACUUUUUAACCACUAGGCCUAUAGUCCUUAGAAGUAUAUUAUCUUGGCAACAUUUUUUCUCAGUGUGCUCAGUGUGUGUCUGAUUUGUCAGAUGAAUAUAAUGUCUUUACAGAUAAACAUAUAAAACAAAACCACAUCAUGAAACUAUAAAAAUUAUCUAUUGCAAUGGAAAAAACACUGAUAGCUCUGCUCUUCAAUGCAUGCUGUUCAGGAGUUUUUUUGUUUUACAAUUCUAUUGGGAAUCCAUUAUGUCUCAGAAUAGGCUGUGCUUUCUUCUUUGAAUAAUCUAUUUUGACAAAUAAAGUUUUAAUUUCUAUUAAACAGCUUUAAUUACACAUUUACUCUCAAUACAAACGAUUCUCAAUUUUAUAGACUCAUAUUUGACACCUUCCCCUAAUCACUGAUUAUGCUUCCUGCGUUGCUACAGAGUUACUGUUUUGUUCAGAAAAUAUGCUGUCCUGCAAACCAUGAAUAUUUUACUGUAAAGAAAAGUAGUCUUGAAUGGCUAUUUUACCUUUUGUUAUUAGACAGAAGUGAUUAUUUUUUUGUGAUAAUUUUCCUCUACCUCUGUUUAACCACUCUAAAAUUGUAUCAACACCACUUUUAUGCACCGCAAAUAAAUACU